This is a messenger RNA of Salvia hispanica, 1583 nucleotides long. NCBI's taxonomy places the organism in Eukaryota, Viridiplantae, Streptophyta, Magnoliopsida, Lamiales, Lamiaceae. The record is from RefSeq and is a predicted model, not a curated record.
CAACACACAGUAUUGGCGGAGCCGUGAGAAGUGAGAACGCGAGGCGAAUCUUCAGCGUGAGCUAUGACUUCGGACUCUUCCUCGCGCGUUUUCUCAUCCUUCGCCAGUCCACGCUGCAAGGAGAAAUCCCCAACCCCUCUCCAUCUCAGAAACAUCAACGAUCUCUCCGUUACUUGAAUGCGCCGACUAAUUUGUGAGUUGCGAACUUGCGAUCGUGUUUCAAUUUUGCCUCUGAUUCGAAGUCACUUGAGUUGGAUUAGGAGAUUAUUGCUGCAGGCUGUAGUGGGACAUGAGUUGUAGUUGUUUUGGUUCUUCAUCUGUGCUAAAGAAGAGACAUGACAGGCGUGCUAAUGAAUCCACACAAGCUGAAGAAGGGAUCUCAAUUUCGAAGACGAAAAAUUUCACCUACAAUUCACUGGUAGGAGCAACAAACAACUUCCAUCGAAGUAAUAAGAUAGGAAGAGGAGGUUUCGGUACAGUUUACAAGGGGGUUCUCAAAAAUGGAAGAGAAGUUGCUGUAAAGGUGCUUUCAGCUGAAUCAAAACAGGGAGAACGGGAGUUUAUGACUGAGAUAGAAACCAUAUCUAAUGUCAAGCAUCCACACCUUGUUGAGUUACUUGGUUGCUGUGUUUAUGGUCAUAACCGGAUUUUGGUGUAUGAGUAUUUAGAAAACAGUAGCAUCGAUCGCGCACUAUUGAGUUUUCGAAAGUCCAUUAAUUUGGAGUGGGAGAAGAGGUCUGCCAUUUGCAUGGGGACUGCAAGAGGCCUUGCAUAUCUUCAUGAAGAACUUGUGCCUCACAUUGUUCACAGAGACAUCAAAGCUAGUAACAUUCUUCUGGACGAGAACUUCCAACCAAAAAUUGGUGAUUUUGGAUUAGCUAAGCUUUUUCCUGAUAAUAUUACUCAUAUCAGCACAAGAAUAGCAGGAACAACUGGUUACCUGGCACCAGAGUAUGUCCUAGGUGGUCAAUUAACUCUGAAGGCAGAUGUUUACAGCUUUGGAGUCUUGACACUUGAAAUUGUAAGCGGAAGAAGCAGUGGAAAUAGUGAUUAUGGAGGUGGCCAGAAAUUACUAAUAGAAUGGGCCUGGGAGCUUUACGAACAAGGGAAAUUGCUGGAUCUUGUCGAUCCAGAACUCGAGGAGUUCCCAAAGGAUGUGGCGACCAGGUAUAUGAAAGUCGCCCUAUUCUGUACUCAAGCGAAUGCGAGCAGGAGGCCAUUGAUGAGCCAGGUCACCGAGAUGCUUUCCAGAAACGUAAAGCUAAAUGAAGAUCAACUCACGCCGCCUGGCUUCUUCGAAGAUUCAGGCCGACAUAGUGGUAAGGCGUCGAAGAAUAAGUCGAGUGACACCUCAACCAGCCGCCAGAUGAGUUCUGUUCCCAUCACAAUCACUGAGGUUGUCCCGAGAUGAAGUUGAAUAGCUGAAGUCAGUGUGAUGAUUUUGCAUGAAUUUUUCGAAAACGAUAGUUUCGUUGAGUUUGCAUUCGAGUUCCGAGGGCUGGCUUUCGUUCAGCCUUCUGCGUAAAUGAUAUUAUUGUUAUUCAGCUAUUUAUUUGCAUCAGGCGUUACAUAGUUUCAUGGUA